Messenger RNA from Melitaea cinxia (Glanville fritillary), 1788 nucleotides. RefSeq lists its product as uncharacterized. Bases 1 to 1788 code for a protein of 595 amino acids. Gene Ontology annotation, biological process: regulation of transcription by RNA polymerase II. The transcript has 10 exons. The record is from RefSeq and is a predicted model, not a curated record. Gene Ontology annotation, molecular function: DNA binding. Lineage: Eukaryota; Metazoa; Arthropoda; Insecta; Lepidoptera; Nymphalidae. Gene Ontology annotation, cellular component: nucleus.
AUGUUUGAACAAGAUAUCAUUGGAGAUCGAACAGUGAAGGGCAACAGUGAAAUAGAAGGAGCCAAGCUAUUCGAAGGGAUAUCUAAAUAUAAAAGCAUCGGAGGCCGAUCGGCGAUACAAGUCCUUGUGUCCACAUUAGCAUCUCGACGCAGGAUUUUUCUUUGUCUUCCACAGUCUGCGCGUUUAGAAGGCGAAUCCUCCGGAGAACAAUCUUGUGAGAGUUCAGACGAGGGUGUAGGUCAAGAGAUACCCUUGAUUCAUCAGUCGCAACACCUACCGCAGCAUCAGUCCUUGCAUCAACCCCCCACACCACCACGUCACCAUAUGCCACACCAUAGAAAUUUAAGCCAUCAGAUAAACAAUCAUCAGAUUAAUCACACCCAUCAGAGCAACUCACCUCGACCUAUGGAUAGAGAGUCUAAGGGACGUGAUGACUUCGAAGCUCUCAAGACCUCGUUACACCCUCACCUGUCUUCUUUGGCAUCAUUAGCACAAGGCACGUCGUUGUCGGCUCCCAGUAGCGUGUUCUCUCUCGCUGGUGGUAGUGCUAACUUCGCGUACACUCCACCAGCUUUCCUCGCCCCCGCCCCUCCCCCUCCCGCGCAGCCAGCAGGAUCAGCGUCAUCUUCCUCAUCAGAGGGAAGUGCAGCCGGAUGGAGUUUCGAGGAACAGUAUAAACAGGUUCGUCAGCUGUACGAGAUCAGUAAUGAUCCUGGGAGGAAAGAGUUCCUUGAUGAGCUUUUCGCGUUCAUGCAAAAAAGGGGUUCACCUAUUAAUAGACUUCCUAUUAUGGCAAAGUCUGUGUUAGACUUGUAUGAGCUGUACAAUCUUGUGAUACAGCGCGGUGGGCUCGUUGAGGUCAUUAACAAAAAGUUGUGGCAGGAAAUUAUAAAGGGACUGAGGCUACCUUCUUCGAUAACUUCUGCUGCAUUCACCCUUCGAACUCAGUACAUGAAAUAUUUGUAUGAUUUUGAAUGCGAGAAGAAGAAUCUUUCCACUCGGUCUGAACUAGAUGCUGCGAUAGAAGGGAACAAGCGCGAGGGACGACGUGGAUCUGGAACUUAUGAAGCACAUCACUCAGCGAUGUCUAUUUCACAGAUAAACAGAGUUGCGCCGGCGCCAGCAAGUCUCGCCCAGCUGUCACCGAUGCAAACGCUUGCCAUGUCCUUCUCUGGGAUACCUCCGCGUUUGCCUCAGAUGCCGCCCUUCCCGGCGAAUUUACUUGAAGCAGUAAGAAUGUUUCAGCAGCAAGAGAUAUUGAGAAAUGCUGCAGAAUCGCCCACAUCGCCUUCAAACAUCGCCGCCCUGGCCAAUUUCGAAGCUAGCCAGGCGUUUUUUAAUUUGACUCCACACUUCAGCAGAGCUAGCCUAGAUCAGGAACCACAGCGCGAGGCGCUGAACCUCAGUGAGAGCCCAGGAUCGAGCGGGUCUGGCGCUCACAGGCGUGAGGCGAGCCGGCCCUCCUCACCCGGUUUACCAACGAAGCGCCCUCGCUCGAACGGCCACGAGAUCAACCAUGGAGCCGGACCUUCAUCCAUCCCCCGUCAUGUACAACUCCCAAACUCCCAACUCGCCAACGCAUCAACAUCUGUAAAAAAGGAACCCGAAAUCUCCCCACCUCGUCCCUUCCACUUCGUUAAUGGAAGCCUAAACGGAACGAGCGCUUUCAUAAUUAAGGUUAUCGAUGAUGGAUCCUCCGAGGGCCAAUUAUUAGUGUCGGUGGAUGUCAAUGGUUUAAAAUACACCGGUACUCUCAAACCAGAUCCAACACAACAAAAUGGUCACUGA